This is a messenger RNA of Oncorhynchus masou masou (cherry salmon), 2884 nucleotides long. RefSeq names its product epoxide hydrolase 1-like. Gene Ontology annotation, biological process: epoxide metabolic process; arachidonate metabolic process. NCBI's taxonomy places the organism in Eukaryota, Metazoa, Chordata, Actinopteri, Salmoniformes, Salmonidae. Bases 6 to 1493 code for a protein of 495 amino acids. The transcript is spliced from 9 exons. Gene Ontology annotation, molecular function: epoxide hydrolase activity. The record is from RefSeq and is a predicted model, not a curated record.
AAUCAAUGACCUUCAGUCAGGAGCGCACUUUGGAACUGCAGGACUCUUUAGUAACCAUGCAGACAAUUGAAGUUCUGAAACAGGCCCUCUCCAGCCUGGAUCCUACCCAGCAGCAGCAGCUCUUGGUCGCCGGGUCUGCGGUGGCCGUGGGCGGGCUGCUGACCUGCUAUUACUGGGUGUAUCAAGGCACGAAGACAAAGCGCAUUCCAAUAGGGGAUGGGUGGUGGGGGGCAGGAGAGAAGCCUCAGUCAGAGGAUGAGAAGGUUUUCCCCUUUCAGGUCCAGACUUCCGAUGAAGAGAUACAGGACUUGUAUGACCGUAUUGAAAGGACCCGGUACACUGAACAACUGGAGGACACAGGCUUCCAGUACGGCUUCAACUCUACCUACCUGAAGAAGGUGGUCUCCCACUGGAGGCAUCAAUUUAACUGGAAGAAGCAGAUUGCAAUACUCAACAAGUAUCCUCAAUUCAAAACCAAUAUCGAGGGAUUGGAUGUACACUUCAUCCAUGUGCGUCCACCUCACCGUGAGGGCCAGAGGGUGUUGCCUCUAAUGCUGGUGCAUGGCUGGCCUGGCUCUGUCUAUGAGUUCUAUAGGAUCCUGCCCUUACUCACCAACUCGCUGGACAGUCUGGCUUUCGAAGUCAUCUGCCCCUCCAUCCCAGGAUAUGGCUUCUCCGAGGCCCCUCAUAAGCAAGGGUUUAGCUCUCUGGCUGCAGCGAGGGUCUUCCACAAGCUGAUGGAGCGUCUGGGUUUCUCAGAGUAUUAUCUGCAGGGAGGAGACUGGGGCUCAAUCAUCACUACUAACAUGGCCCAGAUGAAGCCAGAGUGUGUGAAGGGUCUCCACCUCAACAUGUUAACUAGCAAACUGAGGGGGUUCGGUGUCCUGUUUUCAAUCCUGAUUGGCCGCUACCUGCCCUGGCUGGUUGGGUUCACCCGGGAGGAUGUCAGGAGGUUGUUUGGUUCAGUAGGUUUCAUGGAAAGGAACUUCUAUGAGAUCAUCAGAGAGACUGGCUACCUGCACAUCCAGGGCACCAAGCCAGACUCCGCUGGUUGUGGAGUGAAUGACUCUCCAGUAGGCCUGGCUGCUUACAUACUGGAGAAGUUCUCCACCUGGACUGACUUCAACAACAGGGACUUGGAAGAUGGGGGGCUGGAGAGGAAGUUCACCCUGGACGACCUGCUGACCAACAUCAUGAUCUACUGGACCACCGGCUCCAUCGUGUCCUCCAUGAGGUUCUACAAGGAGAACUUAAAGACCAACAUUGACAACAGACUGGAUAAUAACACGGGGGUGUAUGUGCCUACAGGUCUGGCGGCGUUCCCCAACGAGGUAAGGCACGUGCCCCAGUCGUGGGCCAGAGACAGGUUCAGGAACAUCUACUCCUACUCUUACAUGCCCCGAGGAGGCCACUUCGCUGCCUUCGAGGAGCCACAGCUCCUGGCUGACGACCUGCUGCAGUUUGUGAAGAAGGUGGAGAAGGUGGAGAGUUGAUGGAUACAUUAGGUCGACUCCACUCCUGCCAAGUGCCUGGAAGAAAAACCAGCAGGACUGCAGAACGUGAUGACACUACAGCUUGGAAUUGUAGCUUUACACUAAAAACAUUUAAAUGUUAAUCUAAGAUAAAAAAUCAGAAGCACUGUCUGAUUAUCAGGUAAAUACUUGGUCAAUCAGUGAUGUUAACACUGCAAUAUGAUCAUGCUCAGUGAUUGUGUUGGUGUAAUAUUAAGGCUAUACAGUCAACAUAAUGGACCAAUACUGUAAUAAUGAAAUGAUCAGCACUUUAAUACAGAUGUCUUGACAUUGAUAACAAAUGUCUUCCAGAUUGCAAAAAAAACUUUGUGAAAGAUGUCUGUUCUUGUCUUGUUGCAAUAAUGCGACAGGGUGAUCAAUGCUCCUGUGGUAGCCCAGUGGUUAGAGCGUUGGACUAGUAACUGGAAGGUUGUGAGUUCAAACCCCUGAGCUGACAAGGUACAAAUCUGUCGUUCUGCCCCUGAACAGGCAGUUAACCCACUGUACCCAGGCCGUCUUUGAAAAUAAGAAUUUGUUCUAAACUGACUUGCCGAUUUAAAUAAAAGGUAAAAUAACAAAAAUACUGCUAUAGUAUACUACUGCUGUCCUGGGCCAUAUGAACAAAAAGCCAGGAUAAAAUUUAAUAAUACAUUGAUAAGAUGAACGUACAGCACAGUUUAAAAUGAUCAUUUAAACCAAUAGUUUGAUGGUUGUAGUCAUUAACAAUCUCCCAUAUGAGGAAACUGAACUCAAACUUCACAUCUCUCCAGUAUAGGCUACUUAUCCUAAAGAACGAUAAGCAAAACGCCACCAAUAAGUGAUUCAGAUUCAGACAACAUUAAUGUCCUCAGAGGCAAUUCAUGUGGCAGCAGUCAUAAAACAGAACACAUUUUAAAAUAAAUAGCAAAGGAUAUUUACAAGCAAAUAGGCAGGAUUUGAUCAGUAUGGUGGCUGUCAAUGACUUUCAGUUCAUCAUACCAGCUUUCUCCUAGAUCAGCACUCCUACUCUGAGAAACGUUAUGAUCAUGGCCUCCUGUCAUCUCAUACUAUGGCUGUAGUUGGGAAUCUUUUCAUUGUCACUUGCUGAAGCCUUUGAUAGCCAUGGGGGUCCUGAAACCACACAACCCUGCCAGUCAGUCUGCCCUCCAGAACCAUGGCCCUGUGCGGCAGAUGCGGAGGCUCUGGUCACCGUCGGCAAGUGUGACCUCGUACAGAUCCUUGGGGAGGAAGGAUUCACAGAGGAGGAGGAGCACGUGGGGGACCAGGGUGAAGAGCACCUCCAGUUGUUAGAGAACCUUCUCUAGGUCUUGGAAGGUACGCUGGCACCACCUCCAGUCCAGGCCUCCUGUGGCGGACUGACCGGGCCUCUAACC